AUGAGCACCUGCACCUGCAGCUUCACAGCAACAGAGGAAUUCCCAGCACGGGAUCUGCAUCAAGCAGCUCAGUGCCCCUCCGCCGGUGGUGUGGAGGCCACUAUGACCGAUGGGGUCGGGCCGUCGGGGUGGAGGCCAGGAGAGGGGCGCGCCGGUGAGGAGAGGGCUGCCGCUGCGGAAGUUGCCUCGUCCGCCACUGGAUCUGCAACUGCCGUCGCGGCUAGGAGAAUGCGCGCCGUCGCAGGUGGUCUGGGGGCCGCCGCCACCGCAGGGGAGGUGAAGCGGAAGCCUCCGCUGUCACCCGAGCAGCCCUUGGCCGGAGACUCGCGUGGACGCCCGCCGUAUCUACUCGCCUCUAUGUGGGUAGGCAAGUCCGAGCUCGCCGCCAACGAAGCCGAAGCGGCGCUCCGCCACCUCCUCGUCGAGGUCGAGUGA
This is a messenger RNA of Miscanthus lutarioriparius, 435 nucleotides long. Lineage: Eukaryota; Viridiplantae; Streptophyta; Magnoliopsida; Poales; Poaceae. The record is from the annotation of a GenBank genome assembly.